Molecule: messenger RNA, 10247 nt
Organism: Exophiala mesophila
Lineage: Eukaryota; Fungi; Ascomycota; Eurotiomycetes; Chaetothyriales; Herpotrichiellaceae
Exons: 2
Coding region: 420-9953 (3177 amino acids)
Biological process (GO): protein targeting to vacuole; protein retention in Golgi apparatus; mitochondrion organization
Cellular component (GO): extrinsic component of membrane
Source: RefSeq, a predicted model, not a curated record
CCUCAUCAUCAUCAUUGUCCAUUGCAAUUUCGUGUAAACUGUUCAGUUCAGUUGAGUUCUUUUUGUGUUGAUUGAGGAGUAUUUCAUUCCCACAAUCCUUCUUCUUUCUGUGGUUGAGCAGGUGCCUUGAUUCCUCGCUUUGAGUCAACACGUCAAGUGCCCUGUCACUUCCAUUCCACGACUACGGCACCAAAUUGCCCCGCGCCACACUUUACUUUUUCAACCUCAAGUGGCUGUGCGCAUCAACCAUCAGUCAAUUCUUCUCAACGCGAAUUGUCCAAACUCUAUACCUUAUCGCCAACGUGUCGACAACGAAGCUUCAUUCCAUUCCUUGAUCCCAAAGUCUUCAGCCUUCACAUGUUUCUUCCUGUCUAAGCACAAUUGAAACCCCCUGGCCCGGGUAACGGCCCCCAGUCAUCAUGUUGGAAGGACUGGUGGCAAACCUCCUCAACCGCUUUCUGGGCAUGUACGUCAAGAACUUCGACCCUAAGCAGCUCAAUGUCGGCAUCUGGUCAGGCGACGUCAAGCUCCGGAAUUUGGAAUUGAGGAGGGAAGCCCUUGAUCAACUACAUUUACCUAUCAACGUUGUCGAAGGUCGAGUUGGAGAGCUAACCUUAUCAAUUCCCUGGUCUAACCUCCGAGGCAAACCAGUCAGGGUCAACAUUGAGGAUGUCUUCCUACUCGCAGCCCCCAAAGAAGAGGAUGAGUACGAUCAUGAUGAAGAGGAAAAGCGUGCUGUUGCUGUCAAACUUGAGAAACUCGAAAGUGCCGAAUUGCUCAAGGAACGCAAUACCGAAUCCAUGAGCCCUGAGGAACAGCAAAAGAACCAGAGCUUUACCCAGAGUCUCGUCACUGCAAUCGUCGACAACCUCCAAGUCAGCAUCAAGAAUGUGCACCUGCGUUAUGAGGACUCGAUAGCAACUCCAGGCCAUCCAUUUGCUGUCGGUAUCACCUUGAAGGAAAUGUCCGCAGUUAGCACGGAUUCUGAAUGGCGUCCAACGUUUAUCCAAUCCACGUCCGGAACGACUCACAAGCUCGCUGUCCUCAACUCUCUUGCACUGUACUGGAAUAGCGAUGCCGAACUGUUUGGAACCGGCAGAGGAGGCGACGUUGGCGCCGCCGCUCAGGAGAUUGACAAGGACGAAUUGAUUGCAAAAUUUAAAGAGGCCAUCGAAAACACUGGCAAUUCUCAGUACCUCCUCAAACCUGUCUCCGGCCGCGCCGGCAUCGAGAUGGACAAAACUGGCAAAAUCGAGAAACCAAAGAUCAAGGCCCGCCUUCUUUUCCAAGAACUCGGCUUCAUCCUCGACGAAGAUCAAUAUCGCGACGCUCUUAUGCUGGUUGACCUAAUGCAUUACUUUGUCCGCCAUCAAGAGUAUAAAAAGGAGCAGCCCGACAAGACUCCCAAGGAAGACCCCAGAGCCUGGCUCAAGUUUGCUGGUUCAGCUGUCUUGAACAAAAUUCACGAUCGUAACCGGAGGUGGACCUGGGAUUAUUUCAGGGAACGGAGGGACUCUCGGCUGAGAUAUAUUGAGCUCUUCAAGAAGAAAAAGAAAGAACAGCCUCUCACAGACCAAGAAGCCAAAGAGCUUUCAGAUCUUGAAUUUAAGCUUACGUAUGAAGACCUGCGCUUUUGGAGGUCCCUAGCUCGGAGCCAGCUUCGAAAGGAGAAUAUCGGCGCCCCCAAGCCUGCUCAGAAACAGACGUGGUCUGCAUGGAUCUGGGGCUCCAAGACCGAGACAACACCAGAAGAUGGCGAGUCAGGCAUGACCGAAGAACAGCGCAAGGAAUUGUACAAGGCCAUCGAUUGGGACGAAAAGAAAGCAAUCGCCGACAGUGUCGAUCUUCCACGGGAAACCAUCAAGCUUCAAGUCGAAUCGAGUCUCCGCACUGGCAGCUUCACCCUCAAACGCGACCCACACGGGAAAGCAAACGAAGUCCUCAAAUUGGUCUUCGAUAACUUCACUGCCAAAGCUCUUCAAAGGCCGGACUCCUUUCUCGCCGACCUCGGUCUUGGAGGUUUCCGCGUUUAUGAUGGCACAACCGAAGGUAGCUUAUUUCCUCAGAUCGUCCGAGUCAAAGGUGUCAAGGAGCAGGACAAAGACGAUGUCAAGGAAGAAGAGCCAGGGAGCUUGGACGACGAAUCCUCAGAUGAUGAAGAUGGCCCACAAGACCAGCCGCCUUCAGCAGACAACUUGUUUCAUCUCGUCUUUGAGAACCAUCCACUUGAUGAAAGUGCCGAUACAAAGGUCAUGCUGAAGCUCAAAAGUCUCGAGUUCAUCCACAAUCCCAAGUUUGUGGUCGAAAUCGCCAAGUUUUUCAAGCCUCCUGAAAGACAGAUGGAGUCGAUUGGGGCACUCCUGGAAACUGCGGGAGCGACAGUCGAUGAAAUUCGACAACAAACCAGAGCCGGCCUCGAAUUUGCUCUCGAAGAACACAAGACCAUCAAUGCCAACAUCGACAUACAAGCUCCCAUCUUCAUCAUUCCUGAAAGUAUCACACAGGAGAGCACUCUUUGUAUGAUACUUGACGCUGGCCAUGUCAGCCUGAAAAGCGAGCUGGUGAAUAAGGAAACCAUGCAAGAGAUGCACUCCAAACGGAAGCAGCAAUAUACCAAAGAAGAUUUUCAACAGCUUGAGGGUCUGAUGUACGACAAGUUCCACCUGAAUCUGAGUUCGACUCAAGUACUCAUUGGACCUGGUAUUGAAGCCACACGAGCCCAGCUCGAGGUUCAAGAUGAUACAAAGAAUAUGCAUAUUGUUGACCGCAUCAACAUGGACUUCCUCAUUGAGAACUCCAUCCUACCCAAGGACCCAAGCAUUACGAAAAUCCGAAUUUCCGGCUCAAUGCCAGUGCUUCAUGCGUCAAUCUCAGACCGAAAGUACAAAAACCUGAUGAGGCUGAUCGAUGUUGCCAUUCCCAAGUUUAACGAUUCGAAUACUCAAGUCGUCUCCGACGAAUCGACCGAACAAACCAGCAAGACUGUCGAAGACACCAAAGCGAAGAGAAAGUCAGUAGCCUUACUCGAAGCCAAGGACAUUCCUGUCAUCGAUCAUGAAUCCGAUUCCGAAGAUGCGCCAGCCGACAGCAAGACUGACAAGCCAGAGACUCCCGCAAACAUUCAUCAGCGAACAUUUGAGAUCAAAUUUACGGUCGAAAAGCUGCAAGCCUCUCUGUACAAGGCUGAUCCCGAGGACAAGAAGCCUGAUCAAUUGCUCGUCGAACUCGUGGCCGAGCACUUCUUCUUCGACUUUUACCUUCGACCGUAUGACAUGGCUGCAGAAGUCAUUCUCCGCUCUCUGACAGUCGACGAUCAUAUAGAGGAUGAACCUCUCCCGGAGUUUAAGCAGAUUAUCUCGUCUAAAGGAUUCAAAGCCGAGGAAGGGAAAGACCUCUUCAAUAUCAAGUUUGUCAAGGUCAACCCGCAGUCCCCCGAGUUCGAAUCGACAUACGAGGGCAUCGCUACCAAUCUCGAUGUUUCUGUGUCUACCAUCAAUGUCAUUGUAACGCGGAGAACGUUGCUGACCUUGCUUGACUUUGUACUCACAACAUUUGCUGGCCCUGGCGAUAAAUCGCCAAGUCAAGAUGAGAAGCAAAUCGAACAAAGCAAGGACUCGGCUGAACUUGCAGCCCCAGCACCGCAGCAAACUGACAAAAUACGUAUCAAGGCGGCAUUGAAAAGUAUCGCUCUCAUUCUCAACAAUGACGGCGUCCGCCUCGCUACUUUAUCUCUGAACUCUGGUGAUGUCGGUGUCUUUCUAGAUGCCGGCACGAUGCAAGUCAAGGCACGUCUGGGCAGCUUAUCCCUUGUUGAUGAUGUCAAUCAAGGCGCACCAGAAGAUUCGUCACUCCGUCGCUUGAUUGCCAUUGAAGGGGACGAUCUUGCCGAUUUCAAGUACCAAACUUACGACUCUUCGAAACAGAACUAUCCUGGCUACGACUCGGGUAUCUUUUUGCGCUCCGGCUCAAUCAAGGUGAACUUUCUUGAAGAACCAUUCAGAAAGAUCAUGGAAUUUGGGGUCAAAUUUGGCAAGAUGCAGGCCAUUUUCAAUGCUGCUCGACAAGCUGCUGCAAAUCAAGCGAACCAAGUCCAGCAAAGCGCGCAAAAAAUGCACUUUGACAUUGUCAUCAAGACACCUAUUGUGGUUUUCCCACGAGCUAUGGUGGAUGAUCGCCCACGAGACUUGCUCACGGCCUAUCUAGGCGAAAUCUAUGCAAAAAACAAGUUUGUCGGUCUACAAGGCCAGAAGGGCGGACCAAUGAUCAACAAGCUGUCGGCCGGUAUUCGCAAUAUCCGUCUCACAUCCGAAUUCAAUUACGAGGAUGGAGAGUCACAGGAACUGGAGAUGAUUGAUACUGUUGACCUUGAUUUUAAAAUCAAGUAUCUUGAGCAUCAAUCCGGUCUUGAAAGGCCAGAUCUCGAGAUUGAAGGAGGGAUCUCGCCCAUCAAUUUGAAAGUGUCGCAAAGUCAAAUCAAACUUUUGAUGGAGUUAUCCAAAACCAUUCCAGCCGCUUUCGCAACUGAAAACGAAUCAGAUGAAGCGAUCGCCGAGGAGCUCCCUAAAUCAACGACAGAGCCUGCACAGUUGAGUCAAAAGGAAGACCAAGAAGUACAGACUUCACGACCUUCAUAUCAAGCACCCGAACUUGGGAUCAGCGAUGAAAACUGGACAAAAUUAAAUCUGGUCUUUACUGCUCCAAUGAUCAGUCUGGAGCUGAUCCUAGCAAAAGAUGACGAACCUCUGGAUUCAUUUGAAAGUGCAAGCAUCUCAAAAUUCUCUCUCAACGAGACAAACGUCAAACUACGGAUGGUUAGUGAUGGCGCACUCGAGUCUGAGCUCCUCAUUCAUUCCUUCACUAUUCGCGACAGUCGAACGAAAGACUCGAAUAAGUUUCGAAAGAUCAUGUCUUUGAUCAACAAUGAUGUCCAACAGCAGUUCAUGGCUAGUGUUUCCAUCUCUGGCGGUUCGAAACGCCAGAUGAUUGUCAUGUUGACAAUCGACAGCCCUAGGAUCAUUGUCGCCCUCGACUAUCUCUUCGCUUUGCAAUCGUUUGCGAAUAGCGCUUUGGCGUCUGAUGAGCCGCCGCCCAUAUCCGAUGUGUCCGAGAUCUCUUCCGAGGACGAUCCCCUCAGCCCACAAGAUGAGCAGAGAGAACUGACUAUAAGUGACAGCCCUUCACCGGAGGAGAACUCUAUGGAUGUCUCGUUCCGCAUUAAUAUUGUGGAUGCUCAAAUCAUCCUCAUCGCGAACCCUGCGAUUUCAAAUACCGAAGCCAUCGUCCUAGGCACAAGAGAAGUCCUCGUCUCUCGACAGAAUGCAACCACCCUUCAAAUCACAAAAGUUGGGAUGUUCCUAUGUCGGAUGGACAGAUUCGAGACAAGCCGUUUGCGAAUCUUGGAUGAUUUCAGCGUUCAAAUGUCCAUGGACAGCCGCACUCAAGGCAAAGACUCAUCCCUCACAUCCAUUCAUAUCGGAAUUGAGCCACUCGUUCUAAGACUCUCCCUACGGGAUAUCCUCUUGGCUAUGCAAAUAGUUAGCAAGGCAUCAUCAACUAUGCCGCAAACCCAGAUGCAAGAAGAUUCUGAACCUCGAAAGAUCAAAGAGGUCAAGGGCUCGUCGAAAGCACCAUCCACAAAACGCAAGUCCAUCGGAGGAGGUACGACUACAACGGCAAGAAGAUCCCAGCGUAGAAAAUCAAUUUCCAAAUCCGGUUCAAAGCCAGGCCCGCCAAAGAAGUCGGUGGUCAUGAGUCGAGAAGAACUCGUUGCACAACUCGACGGCAUCCGUGUUGUGCUGAUCGGCGAUAUGCACGAACUGCCACUUCUGGACUGGAGCGUCAAGAAGUUCGAUGUUGACGUGCGAGACUGGUCGGGGGCAAUGACCGCAGACACAAAGUUCGACACAUUUAUCAAUGUCUACAACUUCUCCAAAUCAGCUUGGGAACCAUUGAUUGAGCCCUGGAAAUUAGGCUUCCACAUGUCCAAACAGACGCAGCCUGAGGUCAUGUCAAUGGAAGUCUACUCACAUAAAAACAUGGAACUCACAAUCACGUCCGCUACAAUUGCACUAGCGUCCAAGUCGUUCGACUUUUUGUCCACCGAGGAGGAUAUCCUGUCCAAGCCAAGAGUCGCAGAUGCCCCGUAUCGAAUCCGGAACUACACAGGAUUCGACCUCAGUGUCUGGGCCGAUGAGAAGAGCGACAAUGCCAAUGCCGCCAAGCUCAGUGAUGGAGAAGAGUAUGCGUGGCGUUUUGAGGAUGCCACAACCAUGCGUGAGAAGCUCACUCCAGAAGGCAACGCCGGCUUGGUAGGUGUCAAGAUCGAGGGCAGUGGAUUCGACAGUGUCAGUCGCAUUCCCGUCAUUCGUGAGGGUGAGACGUUGUACAAUCUCAAGCCGAAGAAAGAUGGAGUUCAGCAUCGGUUGCUUGUCGAGGUCACGUUAGGAUCGGACAACGUCAAGUACAUCACAUUCCGAUCACCUUUAUUGGUGGAGAACAAGACCCAGAUACCCAUCGAAAUUGGAGUCUACAGCCCUGAGGAUGGUCACUUACUCAAAAUCGAGAAGAUCCCUCCUGGAGAGGCCAAGCCUGCCCCAGUUGGCGCAGCUUUUGUCCAUUCGCUCGUCUUACGUCCUGACCAAGGUUUCGGCUAUGGCUGGUCAAACGAGCGUCUUUUCUGGAGGGAUCUGUUGAAGCGAUCUACUCGAACAAUCACAUGUCAGACGGAAAGUCGAGAUGAUUCGCCACCAUUUUACUUCCAAAUGCAUGCGGCGUAUAACCAGAAAGAUCCGAUGACCAAGUCCUACCCGUAUAUGCGUAUUCAAGUUUCGGCACCUAUCGAGGUGCAGAAUUUGUUGCCUUAUGAUUUCAGGUAUCGGAUAUAUGACAAGAACACCAAAAAGGACUGGACCAACUUUCUGCGUAAAGGGGGUGUCAGUCCGGUACAUGUGGUUGAACUCUCUCACCUACUUCUAUUGAGUGUCGACAUCGAGGAUACGUCUUUCCGGACCAGCGAUUUUGCCAUCAUCAACAGCAAUACGCAAGAAGACUUCCGCCGCGAAAAGACACUCCAGAUAAAGGAUGAAUCUGGAGCAAUGCUUCGGUUGAAACUUCACUAUACCAACAUCAAGGACAGCGGGGGAGCCUUUAGAGUUUCGGUCUACAGUCCAUAUGUCCUCUUGAACAAGACUGGACUGGACAUGAGCGUGCAAAGCAAAGCAUUCUUUGGCUCUUCCAGACCUGCCGCUGCACAUGGCGCACGAACUAGCUCCGGAAAAGGCAAAGCCCUACCAAUGCUUUACUCAUAUGCCAGCGACGAUCGGAAGAAUCGGUCGCUGUUGAAGAUAGGUGACUCGACUUGGAGCAAACCACAGAGUUUUGACGCCAUUGGAAGUGCUUAUGAGGUUGUGUUACCUUCAGCAAAUGGUCGAUCGGAAUUACACGUGGGGGUGUCUGUCACCGAAGGGGAGGGCAAGUACACCUUGAGCAAGGUGGUCAGUAUGUCACCUCGAUUUGUUCUCAAGAACAAGAUCGGCGAAGACCUGGAACUACGUGAGCCAGGUUCCUCCGAGGUCAUCAAGCUCAAGAGCAACGACCUUCAGCCCGUCUACUUUAUGAGACAGAAUCCGGAGAAGCAGCUUUGUUUGUGUUUCCCCGGUGUCAACAAUCAGUGGUCAUCUCCGUUCAAUCUGUCCAAUGUCGGCAUGACACACGUGAAGCUUGCGAAGCAUGGCCAGCGGCAGAAACUGAUUCGUGUUGAAAUCAUCCUGGAAGGUGCAACAUUGUUCCUCCAUUUCAGCAUCGAAACGAAACAUUGGCCAUUUUCUAUGAGAAAUGAAAGCGACACAGAGUUCUUGUUCUUCCAGGCCAACCCGAACAUUACAGAAGAUGAGGAGGAAGACCGUGGGAGUGGUUGGAAACCCAUCCGCUAUAAAUUACCACCACGAAGCAUUAUGCCAUACGCCUGGGACUAUCCUGCAUCCAAGAAUAAGGAGCUUGUCCUUACUUCAAGGGGUAAGGAGAGAUAUGUCAAGCUCGCUGAGAUUGGCAACUUGAUUCCCAUCAAACUCCCACCAGAUGAUCGCAACAGUCCCAUGAAGGUGAUUGAUGUCAACAUUGUGGCGGACGGUCCAACCCAGACCCUGGUUCUAUCCAACUACAAACCAUCAAGGUCGUUAUAUCGCCAGAAGACAAAUGCAACCACUACAUCACAAACCAGCUUGAAUCAAGGCUUUGAAGUCAAACAGAUCGAAUCUGAAGUCAAUUUCAAGGCAGAACUUCGACUUGCUGGCAUCGGCAUCUCCUUGGUCAAUACCAAGAUGAAGGAACUUAUGUAUCUUACUUUCCGUGAGAUCGAGUUCAAGUAUGGUGAUUCGAAGCUCUACCAGACAAUCAACACAACCAUCAAAUGGAUACAGAUUGACAACCAAUUGUAUGGUGGCAUCUUCCCAAUUCUGCUAUAUCCGAGCGUGGUUCCAAAGACUGGCAAGGAGAUGGAAGCGCAUCCAAUCUUCCACACAAUGGUCACUCGAGUCAAGGACGAUUCUUAUGGUGUGCUGUACAUCAAAUAUGCCACUCUCCUUCUACAACAGAUCACCAUUGAGCUUGAUGAAGAUUUCAUUUUCUCCAUGCUCGAUUUCCUCAAGGUUCCUGGUGCCUCAUGGUCGGAAGAAAAGGAAGGGAAGCUCUGUGAUGAAGAUCUCGAUGUUCCCGAACCAACCCUUGAGCAACAAGGUCAAGAUGUGUAUUUUGAACUCUUACACCUCCAGCCCAUCCAACUCGAUCUCUCGUUUGUGCGCACAGAGCAUGUCAACGCCGAGGACAAUUUUGUCAACAGUCCUCUCAUGUUCCUAGUCAAUGUCAUGACCAUGUCUAUCGGCAAUGUCAACGAUGCGCCAAUCAAACUGAACGCUUUGAUGCUGGAAAAUGCCCGCAUCUCCAUUCCAGCACUUAUGGCCAACGUCCAGAACCACUAUACCCAAGAAGUCUUGCGACAAGUACAUAUCAUUCUCGGGUCGGCCGACUUCCUCGGUAAUCCUGUCGGUCUCUUCAACAGUGUCAGUUCUGGAGUUGCGGACAUUUUCUAUGAACCUUACCAAGGUUUGGUCAUGACAGACCGACCUCAAGAGUUGGGUAUCGGGAUCGCCAAGGGUGCAAGCAGCUUUGUGAAGAAAUCCGUCUUUGGAUUUAGCGACAGUAUGGCCAAAUUCACUGGAUCCAUGUCCAAGGGUCUUGCCGCUGCAACGCUUGACAAGGAAUUCCAAGAUCAACGUCGCAUGUCCAAGAGUCGUAAUCGACCAAAACAUGCCUUGUACGGUGUGACAUCAGGCGGCAACGCCUUUGCGUCAAGUGUUGCCAGUGGCAUUGGCGGGCUUGCACGACAUCCCCUCGAAGGCGCAGAGAAAGAAGGUGCAUUUGGGUUUGUCAAAGGUGUCGGCAAGGGUAUGCUUGGACUCGCCACCAAACCGGCCAUUGGUGCUUUUGACCUUGCAUCCAAUGUGGCGGAGGGCGUCCGAAACACAACGACCGUCUUUGACGCCGAAGGUCUUGACCGAGUUCGGCUCUCAAGGUUCAUUGGCAUGGAUGGCAUCGUACGUCCAUUUUCACAAAGAGAAGCAUUAGGACAGUUCUGGCUCAAGACAUGCGACGAUGGCAAAUUUUUCAACGAGGAAUACAUUGCACACUUGGAGCUGGAGGGUCGAGAUAUGAUGGUGAUGAUUACCUAUGACCGGAUCUUGAUGAUCAGGACCAAGAAGUUACGCAUGGAGUGGGAUGUCCGCUUGACUGAUGUCCAGACCAUUAGCAAGGAGCGAACAGGAAUGAGCUUUGGCCUCAAAGGGGGGGCCAAUGGUCCUUUUAUUCCUGUUGCUGAUGAAGGCAGCCGCAAUUGGCUAUACCGACAAAUUGCAAUUGCUGUCAACGCCUUCAACGACAAAUAUAAUGCUAAGGGGUAACUAACUCAUGACAUCUAAUUACGACUGCCGGAUUCUACCCUGUAUGUACGAAUGGGAUCGGCUUCAGCAUAGCAUUGGCGUUGGUUUUAUUGCGAUUAGACAGUGUUUGUGGUUACUUUGGUCUGUGGUAUCCUUGGUCUGGCUCUGGGAGUGCAAAGCAUACAAGGCACAUCUGGAGGGUUGGUAAAUGUAGGAGGUAAUGGAAAAUAUUUCGAGCUUGUCCUGUUAUGGUCUUCAAUCCAUAUCAUUCCUUUAGUCCCUUUGUAUAUCUCAUCUUUGUCUUUGCUUCACAUA